AUGCGCCGACGGAAACCUAUAGCCGGGUUUACACUGAAUGGAUUAUUUUGUUGGUGCAUCGCAUUACUCAUAAGCUUUUGUUACAUUUCGUCACAAUGUUUGGCGGCACAUUUAGAGGAGCGCAUGGAAAUUGUGCGACGCAUACUGAAAGAAGUGCCUUUGAUCGAUGGUCACAACGAUCUUCCAUGGAACAUCCGAAAAUUCUUGAAAAAUCAAUUACGCGAAUUCCGUUUCGGCGAAGACUUGCGCGAUAUUUCUCCAUGGUCCACGAGUUUGUGGAGUCACACAGAUCUGCAUCGAUUGAAAGAGGGCAUGGUUGCGGCACAAUUCUGGUCAGCAUACGCACCCUGCUCUUCGCAACAUUUGGAUGCAGUCCAACUAACUUUAGAACAAAUAGAUUUAAUACGUCGUUUAGUCAAUCUCUAUCCACAGCACAUGGCGUUAGUGACAACAGCAGAUGGCAUCGAGGACAGUCAUCGCAAGGGGAAAAUCGCCAGUUUAAUUGGUGUCGAGGGAGGUCAUUCAAUUGGCACGAGUUUAGCGGUGCUACGGAUGUUCUACCAGCUGGGAGCACGAUAUCUCACGUUGACGCACACCUGCAACACGCCAUGGGCCGAUUGCUGCAAAGUUGAUGAGCCGGGUCAGGUGCCUCACAUUGGCGGGUUGUCGCAUUUUGGCACAUUAGUUGUUAAGGAAAUGAAUCGUCUGGGGAUGAUUGUGGAUUUAUCUCACGUGUCUGUACCAACAAUGUUAGAUGCUUUGGCAACAUCGAAGGCUCCCAUUAUAUUUUCCCAUUCGUCAGCGCACGCCAUCUGUAAUAGCUCACGAAAUGUGCCUGAUCAUGUGUUGAAAAGAAUCGCUGUAAAUGGCGGGUUAGUUAUGGUCGCAUUUUAUCCACAUUUUCUAAGUUGUGCCGAAAAAGCCACAAUAAAAGAUGUUGUUGUUCAUAUCAAUCACAUUCGUGAUGUUGCCGGAAUAGACCAUGUGGGUAUCGGAGCGGGGUAUGACGGAGUAAAUAGAGUGCCACAAGGGCUGGAAGACGUCUCAAAAUAUCCAUAUCUAUUUGCCGAGCUACUCGAAUCCGAUCGAUGGAGUGAAGAAGAUAUUGCCAAAUUAGCGGGUAAAAAUUUAAUCAGGGUAUUUAAACAAGUAGAACAGGUCAGAGACAAAUUCGAGGCACAAGGAAUGCUUCCACUCGACGAAUCAAUACCGCCGGAAGACAUUCUCGGACGAUCUUACUGUCGAUAUUCUGGACCAAAAACAUAG
Culicoides brevitarsis is the source of this 1266-nucleotide messenger RNA. Its product is annotated as dipeptidase 1. Gene Ontology annotation, molecular function: metallodipeptidase activity. The transcript is spliced from 9 exons. The record is from RefSeq and is a predicted model, not a curated record. The coding region runs from base 1 to 1266 and encodes 421 amino acids. NCBI's taxonomy places the organism in Eukaryota, Metazoa, Arthropoda, Insecta, Diptera, Ceratopogonidae. Gene Ontology annotation, biological process: proteolysis.